CUCUUAUGGAAAAAGUAAGAAGCUGCCUGGUUUGGCUGUGGACCUGGCACAACACCUCCAACACCUCUGGGGAAGGUGAUUCCGUGACUGAUAGAAGAAGAAUUAGCUGCUAAGUACACAAAGAAUGAUAGACCUUAUCUUAUUGUACUUGUUUACCACCACUCAUCAAAGGCCAGCCUGGCGAAUUUCAGCUGUUGCCUCCAAUCUACCUCUUCACCCCACGCCCCCCGACGGCCAUUGCUGCUCAAAGAACUGAGUCGAUAAAGUAAACAAUCCCCACUCUCUUAUUUUCCCUGAAUGAAACAAAAGAGAAUAAAUACGGACUGGACCAAGUCGUCAGGUGUUUUUUGCAGGUGAGUCCGUAACAAGGUAAAAGGAUUGGUCAACAUUGCACAGAUAAAAGGAUCAUUAAACACUUUCUUUGGGAUUUCGACAGCGGAAUGUUCAUCCCACUCCUGUGUAGGUUUCGCAUCCUCAGGGGCAGACAAUCGCUGCAACUGUGGUGGGUCAUCAUGGCGCCUCCUUCAUUUACUUGAUUUUCUCGGCCUUUUCCUUUUUCAUGUCAAAAGGAUAUCGAGGAAAGAACAAAGAUCUACAUGCCGGCAACAGUGAUAAACACCCCUACAAAAUAUUCCCGACUAAGGAUUCAUAUAACCUGGCGAUCACACCUGUAAACGAUACAGAAACGAUAUCGCGAGAAGUUGAUUUUUCAAAACACGUGGCAUCUGUUUCUAAGAAGGUUUCAAACCAAAACAGAAUUCUUUCGAGGGAAACGUAUCAGACUUCCCAAUCCCUCCACGCGUGCAAAAUAUUCUACAGGGCAUGGUGAUUCUACCCCCAGAUGAUCAUCUCAAAGAACACAUGUCCCACUUCCUACCUGGUCCACAGGUGUUGAACGACUUCUCACCUGGUUUCUUCCUCAUCUCGGCGCCCCACGUGUGUGGUGGCAGCGACUCUCCGUCGUUGGUGGUUGUCGUUCCUUCGGUUGUAUACCACUGGGAGAUCCGGGCGGCAAUUCGAGCCACGUGGGGAAGUCCUGCCCGAGGGAAACUGUGGCCAGGUCAUACACAUCGUCUUUCCGUCAAACUUGUUUUCGUAUUCGGUGUCACUGACAAGAAGGGCAGCAGGGACCUGCACGAGGAAUCCCAGCGGUACGGCGAUAUCGUCCAGGGGGACUUCCACGACAACUACCGAAACCUCAGCAUCAAGACUGCAGCGGCACUGCAGUGGAGUGACACGCACUGCCCAGGUGCCAAGCACGUGCUCAAGGUGGACGAGGACACCUUCGUCAACAUCCCUCUGCUGAUGGAAGUCCUGGACUACAUGUCUUCGCUGAAGCUGAAAUUUGUCUUGGGUCACAGGCACAGCUCUGUGCGUCCCCGUGUGGCAAGAGCAGGGCGGUGGGCUGUGGACCACGCUCUUUACCCGUUCUCGGAAUUUCCUGCUUACCUGUACGGCCAUUCGUACGUCGUGUCCAGGGGCGCGGUGCCAGACCUCCUGUUCGCCUUCAAGCGGAGGCCACUGAUGCCUAACGAAGACGUACUCUUCACAGGUGUGCUGGCCAGUGCUAUGGGCGUGACUAGAAUUCACUCGCACUCCUUUGCCCACGUUUCUGAUCGACAACGGAACGCAACGUGGUGCGAAGAAGCGCGCGGUCUGAGGGUGUCGCGGACUCUGUUCCGGAGCGCCAGCGCCAUUUUGAACAUGUGGUUUGACAUUAUUCUCAGACGCUGUCAUGGUGAUGUAUGACUUGCUUCUGUAGGUGAACUCUACCUCAAGUAAAAAUUCAGAUGCCUUGUGAACGAUCGAUGAAAUAGGUCAGUCCAUUGAUCGUGAGCACUGUACUACUUUAGUUUUAGAUGAUUGUAGGUCAACUGUCAACCUCAAGAUGGCGAACUUUGUGCUUUUUUUUAUAACCAUCUUCCAUUUUGCUGAACUGUUUAAUUAUUGAAUAAUAUACUUUACCAAUAACUCUUAUUAUCUUUGUUUCAAUCCUAUUUUUUAACCAUCCUUAUCGUGGAUGAUCAAGUUCUAUUCGUUCUUUUCGAGCUUUUU
This is a messenger RNA of Pomacea canaliculata, 2055 nucleotides long. Its product is annotated as beta-1,3-galactosyltransferase 4-like. NCBI's taxonomy places the organism in Eukaryota, Metazoa, Mollusca, Gastropoda, Architaenioglossa, Ampullariidae. The transcript has 2 exons. Bases 823 to 1749 code for a protein of 308 amino acids. Gene Ontology annotation, molecular function: hexosyltransferase activity. Gene Ontology annotation, cellular component: membrane. The record is from RefSeq and is a predicted model, not a curated record.